Paecilomyces variotii is the source of this 1735-nucleotide messenger RNA. RefSeq names its product glycoside hydrolase family 64 protein. NCBI's taxonomy places the organism in Eukaryota, Fungi, Ascomycota, Eurotiomycetes, Eurotiales, Thermoascaceae. The transcript has a single exon. Bases 288 to 1631 code for a protein of 447 amino acids. The record is from RefSeq and is a predicted model, not a curated record.
CCUGCCACUUAUUUUACGGCUUGCCGCGCCCAAUGUGACUAACAGCAUGGAUGCAAAAAGUCUAGCUCCCAGGGGGAGUAUGUCAGACACGGCCCGAUUUCCUGGACAUGGCUAGCCAGCCCUAUAUAGGAUGACGGAACUACAUAGGAGGCUUACUAUUAUCAGAUUCUUUCUGAUCAGUGAUUUUUCUCUUGUUCCCUAAUUGCAACGUGCAAUUAGUCCAUUCUUUCUUUAUUUUUUGUCACUCAUUUAUUUGGAGCGUUGCAUGCUCCAGCCAUUCAUUUACCAUGCGUAUCUUUUCGAAGCUGGCCGUUGCGAUAGCAGGUGUGCUCGCUGCUUGUUCAUGGGCACAUCCGGUCACUAGAUUGCACGGAAGAAGCAUUGUCAUCGGUCCCUCGAACAGUAUCAAUGGCACGUACAAUGCACAUCCUCAUUCGGGGAAGGGUCCUUCGACGACCAACGGUCCUUUGCAGACCCAAGGAACUGCACAGCUGCCAUUGUCGAUUGUCAAUAAUUUCAGCGGAAGCUCAGUCAACCUCUAUGUCACUGGCCUUGACGACAACAACCAACUUGUAAUGCUUCAGCCUGAUGGUAGCUGGUUCUACCCGGCUGGAACCAAUGGAACCACAAUUCCUCUGCCUAUUACAGGAAAUGUCGCUAUUCCGAUCAGUGGUUUUGGAACCGUCACCAAUCUCACCUUACCGAGCUACAUAUCAUCCGCUCGUGUCUGGUUCGCUGAAGGUAACCUCGAGUUUUAUACCGUUACGGUCGACAAUAUUCUGUCUCUGGUCGAGCCCUCCGCUGUCAACCCUGACGAUGCCAGUGCAGACGUCAACUGGGGGUUCGUCGAGUUGACUAACACCGAAGACGCCGGAAUAUACGCAAACAUUAGCUACGUCGACUUUGUCGGCCUCGUGUUGGGAAUGGAACUCCUUACUGGGAAUGGGAGCAUCAAAAGUGCGGACGGCCUUGAAUCCGAUGCAGUCGCCCAAAUAUGUUCCGACUUGCAGGCCCAAGCCGCCUCGGAUGGCCAGCCAUGGGAUAAGCUCUGCGUGACGGACACCACUGGCAAUCCUCUCCGCGUGAUGGCGCCGACAGACUAUAUUGGCUCAGAUGCCACGGCCUUCAGCGACUACUGGUCCGACUAUGUUGACAAAGUCUGGACACGGUACACCAAUUCCACACUCACCAUCAACACGCAAUCGGGUGCGGGAAAUGUCAACUGCACUGUCAGAGGCGACCAGCUCACCUGUGCUGGCGACAAUCGAGGCUACUCGAAGCCCGUUGCCAGCGACAUAUUCGGUUGCAACAGCGGUCCAUUCUUGAUUCAGGCCAGUGACAACGAUAUUCACAAAGCUGUGGUACCCCGUCUCUGCGCAGCCUUUAAUCGUUCUACCCUCCUUCUAUCCGGCGGCAACGUUCAGCCCAGUCUGGGCUCUAACUACUACUACACCGUAUCUCCGACAAACUACUACAGCAAGAUUGUGCACAAGUACGAGAGCGAUGGCAAGGGGUAUGCAUUCUCAUACGAUGAUGUCAAUCCGACUGGCGGAGACGACCAGUCUGGUUCUGUCACUGAUGCGGAUCCCCAACUGCUUACUGUCUAUGUUGGUGGGCCCCCGUCGUCUUAGAUGCUGUGCAUCGAUCUUCGUGUACAUGAUUUGAUUUCUCUUGUGCCGUAUCAUAUUUCAUUGUAUCUUGUAGUCUUGUGUCAGUAUAUGAGUUGUCUGUCGGA